GGUAUGCCCCUACUUACCUGAUGUUCGGCAGGCACGUACGGAUGCCCACUGACCUGGUCCUGGGAGUAGCAGCAGACCGGGAAGAAGUGGGUGAGCCGAAGGGUCCUUGUGUUGAAACAGCUACAGUGACGAAAACAAACACUAGGCCGUGUUACCAUCUCCAUAUUCUCGUCCAGAGCGAAGUGAAGGAAGACGGGCGUCUAUUGUGUGCACUGAGCGUGGUGGGUGAGUCUUUGGAUGUAGAAAUGUUCACUUGAAGUGGUGCUGUGUAAUGCUGUGUAUUGCAGUGAGAUUGCUGUGUCUUGUCAGACGUACCCCCGCCUCCAGUCACUCGUCCCGGGGUGACGAAGAGGAAAGCGGUUCUAGAGCAAACCUGUAUAUGAUUAUGCUAGCUAGAGGCGAAGGAGAUCCGCCGCCCCGAGGUCUCUACGAAGGGGCGCCCCGGCCCAGUUUUCGAUUGCCCAACGGGUAUCGAGGAAAGGGCAGCGCUCGACCCGGUGUGCCGGCGUGACGUUCUCGCCCCUCUGUAUACCAACGAGCUCGCCGAGAGGGUCUUGGUCCCCGGCGUCAUAUAGAAACCACUGUCCAGUUGACGCAUUGCGUAAGCCAGCUGUCGUAAGUCCGCUACCCUGUGGAGCAGGGCCAACGGCCGACGUCAGCGGAAAGACUAGCCCAGACGGAGACUGGGAGAAGGUUACUGGGACAGUGGGAGAAGCUGGAGCUACAGGAAGGGGUGCUUUGCAGGAAAACCCGUGACCCGAAGUGUGCCAGAUCGUGGUACCCGCCGACCAGGUAAACGCAUUAGUCUCAGCCUACCAUGACCAGUUGGGACACCAGGGACAGGAGAGGACCGUAUCCCUACUACGUAGAUUCUUUUACUGGCCUGGGCUGGAGGCGUCUGUGCACAACUUGAUUCAAGCCUGCCCCCGGUGCAUGUUGUUUAAAUCUAGACGAGAGGCCCGAGUGCCGAUGGUACCCAUCCACGCGAAAGCCCCCCUCCAUAUAAUGGCAAUGGACUUCCUGACGCUGGGCCGCCCUCAGGACCGUUAUCAAAACAUUCUGGUAAUCACUGAUCUGUUUACCAAAUACGCCUGGGCAGUCCCGACGCUUGAUCAGACAGCCAACACCACCGCCACAGCUCUAUGGCGAAAUGUUUUUCAGACAUUUGGAUGUCCCGAGUUUCUGCACUCCGACCAAGGGGCCAAUUUUGAAUCCAAGGUAAUCCGUGAGUUAUGCCAGUUGUAUGGAUGUACUAAAACCCACACGACGUCGUACCAUCCCCAGGGGAACGGUAGCUGUGAGAGGUUUAAUCAGACCCUAUUGGGGCUACUGGGGACCUUGGUCCAACGACAGCAGAGCGAUUGGGUGAGUGCUUUACCAAACCUUCUGCAAGCAUAUAAUAACAGUGUUCAUAGCACAACGGGGUAUGCCCCUACUUACCUGAUGUUUGGCAGGCACGUACGGAUGCCCACUGACCUGGUCCUGGGAGUAGCAGCAGACCGGGAAGAAGUGAGUGUGACGGAGUGGGUGGGGCGCCACCACCAGCGCUUACACUUUGCGUACGAACAAGUGUCAAGGAAGAUACAGACGACGGGGGAAAGGAACAAACGGUUGUAUGAUCGGACUGCCCGAGAUGCCCCCCUGUUACCAGGUGAGAGGGUCCUGGCGAGGGAUAACCGGCGCCAAGGAAAGGGAAAGCUAAGCGACCGCUGGGAGGCUAUCCCGUAUGUGGUUUGCAAGCAGCAGAGGCCGGGACAACCGGUGUACACCAUCCGGCCCGAGGGAAAACCUGGCCCCGAACGUGUGGUACAUCGGAACAUGCUUCGCCCCUGUCCAAACUACCCUGAGGCCGUGAUGGAGGGGCCCACAGGGCCAGUGCCGGCGGCCCCCUGGAUGGAAGGAUGGGCUGUGGUACCAGGUCGACCUGUGGUGGCGCUACCCCCGGCCGCCCAGAGGCAGCCAGAGAUAGCACCCGAGCCAGCUGAACCCCCGGCGGCCUAGAUGCAGCCAGAGCUGGCACCCGAGCCGGCUGAACCCCCGGCUGCCCAGAUACAGCCAGAGUUAGCACCCGAGCCAGCCGAACCCGAUUCACCCGUGAGACGCUCCCAACGGGAGAACCGAGGACGCCCCCCUGCCCGGUACGGUGAGUGGACGACGCCGAGGCAUUCCAGGGACUAGAAUGCAUUGGCGGGGGAGGAUGUCACAGGGUGACGAUAUCUUUUGGGUGGAACCAAAAGUUGGGAAAGUUUGGUUCCGCCCGGAGGUUUCCGCCCGGACCGGGAAGAGAAAACACCGGACAUCCGGUAGCAUCGCGAGGGCUGUAAUCAGCCAAACUACGUACAGCUGUGAGUUAUUAAGAGGAGCACCGGGUGAUUGGAGGAUGGCAACAUCUAGGAGAGUAUGUAAGAGCAGUUUAAACCACAGUUUGUGUUGAUGUUGUUCCUGUUGUUGGUGUGUAUCGUAGCGCUGAGUUGGGCUCGCCUGGUACGCUAUUUGGAUCGCUGUACUUGCUCUCUCUCUCGUUUUGUAUCGUGGACUUAUGUUGAUGGAGAUACCGAAGACCUUAUAGGUUGAAGAUUAAACGGAUAUUGACAUUGGAUGAGGGAAACAAAGGAAGAAGAAACGUACCAUUGUGAGUAUACAUCUGUGGAAAAGUGGUGUUGGCGACUGGAAACCACCCUGUCUAUGCAUCUGGAGUCAUUGCAGUAUGAAAUCAACAUAGGGGAACGUGGGACGAAGAAAGUGCAGUAGUUGUGAGUAACAGAAUCCAUUUAUGGAAGUGAAUUGCAUGUACUUGACCUGUAUAUCUUUUUGAGUGUUUCCAAGAGAGAGUGGGUGGCCCUACCCCUGAGCCAGCGUGGUGGGUGAGCCGAAGGGUCCUUGUGUUGAAACAGCUACAGUGACGAAAACAAACACUAGGCCGUGUUACCAUCUCCAUAUUCUCGUCCAGAGCGAAGUGAAGGAAGACGGGCGUCUAUUGUGUGCACUGAGCGUGGUGGGUGAGUCUUUGGAUGUAGAAAUGUUCACUUGAAGUGGUGCUGUGUAAUGCUGUGUAUUGCAGUGAGAUUGCUGUGUCUUGUCAGACGUACCCCCGCCUCCAGUCACUCGUCCCGGGGUGACGAAGAGGAAAGCGGUUCUAGAGCAAACCUGUAUAUGAUUAUGCUGUGAGUGUGUUUCAGUCUUAAAAUCACGGAGUGGCAUCCUGAAGUAUUUUCGCAGCCAAACGCUUGGCGGACUUGUGUUUAGGAGUGGCGGUGAAGAACUGUGCAAUUGGCGGUGUGUGAGUAUUACCAAUAAUAUUGCUACCUUACCUGUGUAUUUUCAUCAUCGCAGAGCUAGAGGCGAAGGAGAUCCGCCGCCCCGAGGUCUCUACGAAGGGGCGCCCCGGCCCAGUUUUCGAUUGCCCAACGGGUAUCGAGGAAAGGGCAGCGCUCGACCCGGUGUGCCGGCGUGACGUUCUCGCCCCUCUGUAUACCAACGAGCUCGUCGAGAGGGUCUUGGUCCCCGGCGUCAUAUAGAAACCACUGUCCAGUUGACGCAUUGCGUAAGCCAGCUGUCGUAAGUCCGCUACCCUGUAAAGUACAGCAUAACCUGUUAAGUCUGCCGAUCAACAGGGACGAGGAGUGUGUUGUGAGAGCUGUGAAUAGAACCAUACCUACCCAGAAGCUGUAGUCAGCGAAGAGGUGAGAGAACCAAUUGAAAUCGAUUCACUGUGUCCCUGUGUCCCAGCUGUCGUCUGUGGAGAGAGAGAGAGCCAGCGUGAACGCUAAGAUACCGAGCUGUGAAGAGAACCAUACCUACCCAGAAGCUGUAGUCAGCGCAGAGGUGAGAGAACCAAUUGAAAUCGAUUCACUGUGUCCCUGUGUCCCAGCUGUCGUCUGUGGAGAGAGAGAGAGCCAGCGUGAACGCUAAGAUACCGAGCUGUGAAGAGAGCCAUACCUACCCAGAAGCUGUAGUCAGCGAAGAGGUGAGAGAACCAAUUGAAAUCGAUUCACUGUGUCCCUGUGUCCCAGCUGUCGUCUGUGGAGAGAGAGAGAGCCAGCGUGAACGCUAAGAUACCGAGCUGUGAAGAGAGCCAUACCUACCCAGAAGCUGUAGUCAGCGAAGAGGUGAGAGAACCAAUUGAAACCGAUUCACUGUGUCUGUGUGUCCCAGCUGUCGUCUGUGGAGGAAUAGAGAAAACAAGUGUGAGCGCUGAGGAAACGAGCUGUGGAGGAAAGCCAUACUUACCAACGAGCUGUAGUCAGCGAAGAGGUGAGAGAACCAUUUGAAAUCGAUUCACUGUGUCUGUGUGUCCCAGCUGUCGUCUGUGGAGGAAGAGAGAGAACAAGCGUGAGCACUAAGGAACCGAGCUGUGAAGGAAAAUCAUACGUACCAGAAGCUGUAGUCAGCGCCGAGGUGAGAGAACCAUUGGAAAUCGAUUCACUGUGCCUUUGUGUCCCAGCUGUCGUCUGUGGAGGAAUAGAGAGAACAAGUGUGAGCGCUAAAGAAACGAGUGGUGAAGGAAAUCCAUACUUACCAAGAAGCUGCAGUUGGUGAAGAGGUGAGAGAACCCUUUUGAGAUCGAUCCACUGUGUCCUCGUGUCCCAGCUGUUAUCUGUGGAGAGAGAGAGAACAGGAAAGGAGAGUGAGUCGACAAACAAGGAGCUGUGUGAGAUAGGCGGCGAAGCGCCGUGAGCUACAUACAGGUACACGGACAGGAAAAAGUUAAUACCAACACUGAUUGUAAUUUGUUCUGCCUCCAGGAAGGAAAAGGAGUGCGCCACGGGCAGAAGGAACCAGAGGCGGGAACCUGUUCCUCGACGCAACCCCCCACCCUCUGUCACUCAUUCGGUCGUGGCCCCCUGGAGGGCAGAGCCUGACAUUAGUUUUAAUUUCCCCUUCCCCAAGUCCCAGUACAUUUUAAAUAUUUAAAUAAAUAAAGAAUAUUUUUUAUACUACCUGUCCUCGUUGUUGUCUGGUCAUUGGGUUGGUUUUGGGGACCUCCUCGAGGUGGAAGUUGAGAAGGGGCGUGGCUUAACAAUUAGCAGCCAGCCCCUGGCGUGUGACAUAUACAACUAAAUAAAUAAAAAUCUUUCUGCGGGCCGAAUUAUGUUAUAUGUUUGACAGAAGACUUGAGCCGUUUCUCAAUACCAAGUACGCCAAGUUUGGACUUGUGUCCUUCCUAGUUCGGACUUGCAAGUUCAGACUCGGAAGAACGAACUUCUGACGCGAAAUGCAUUCUGGGAAACAUCGCUGUCAUAAGUUCACACAAGUCUCCUCUGAUGCAUCCUCGAUAAAAUGGGCGGAUCAAGAACACAUCCGGGGAUUUUAUGUGAACUUGGGCUUGAUGUGAACUUUGAAUUGGAACAGUACUUGGGCCGCGACUGAUGAUGUUUCACAAGUCCACAAGAACGCAAGUACAGACAAGAACGCAUAUUGAGAAACGGCUUUGCGCUGAACGCGGAGACUUCCACCAAUUAAUAUAUUCGUGUGGAAACACGAAAAUUGAUCUGUGUUCCGCACACAAAAGAUUGCGUUCGGCCAUUCAGUGCACAUGUGCACCGUGCCGAAAGCCCUGUACUGAAACAGUCCGGUACAAAUGCACGUACCGUUACACCCCUACAGUCUAGGUACACAGUGUCAUGACCAUUAAUAAUGCAACAUCUGCAUUUUUCUUUCUCCCUCUUUGAGGUGUAAGCUUGCCGUUUGAAUUGCAUGUCACGCAUUAGUGGCAUCCAAAUAAAACUGACUCUUGCCGCGUGCAACCAGCAAGGUCAAGGUCACACAGUGUUAUCUGACUGAACCUUUUCAAAUCAGUCAGUGUAACAAAUGUUUAAACUUGAGAUUUGAGUCCUGGAAAAACUAGUAUUUGCUAUUUGUCAUAAACCAGUGUUUCUGAUAUAAAGUUUCUUAUUUUUGCAGUACCACUUAAAAGUUAUGUUAUC
This is a messenger RNA of Misgurnus anguillicaudatus (oriental weatherfish), 5927 nucleotides long. The record is from RefSeq and is a predicted model, not a curated record. Lineage: Eukaryota; Metazoa; Chordata; Actinopteri; Cypriniformes; Cobitidae.